GAGACCCAGGUCCUGACUGACGGUGGAGAAGCAGAUUGACUCUUCGGGCGGUGGACGGACUUUUUCACUCAUCUGCCCAGUCUUUUGAUUAUAAGUAGGUUGGGCUUCCAAAAUGAAGGAAUUUUCACAGACGAGUGUAACCCCUUUUUUCUUACACUUGUAUCAAAAAAACGUCUCGUCAUUUAUACUGAGAGACUCUGACCGAAACGUGUGCAUGACUUCUGACGACAAGGCAUCAACGACGACGAACUGUUGAUCCUAGCUUACACCAACAAGGACACUCAUCAAGUUAUCGUUUCAAAUACUGAACCGACUGGGUUUUUGAUUUCACUUGACCCAAGCCACCACGAACUACGAAACAGAAGAAAAACGUUUCAGUCAGCUUCAAAACUGUCGACCACCAACGACUGAAGACGGUAUUGAGAUUUUGGCCUGGAAGUUGGGUGGAAUCGAACAACAUACCGAAAGCGAAAACCACGGACGAUAGCGGAACCUGGCCGAGAAGGGGGGGGAAAAAGAAGGGAAGGAAAUCAGACAGAGAGUAAAAAACCUGUCAAUACCGCCAAGACGGAAACGGCCUGACGUCUACAAGGGCUGUACGCGUAUCCGGUGUGAGCAUUUCACCGGACGACAUCAGAACGAGACGAAAAGGGAACGUCUCGAAGAAACGAAACGAGCAGUCCGAACAUUGAAGCGUUGCGUUCCCGAGCACGUGGUCGAAACACUCUUAUACCCUGCUCAGGCUAAAGUCUCUCAAGGAGAUCAAAAAGUAAGGAACACCUCGUUACAGGAAGAAAGCAAAAGCAAAAGCAAAAGCAGAAAACGGGCAGGUUCAAGGUGUGUGAGGUCAUCUUGCCCGUUUGUUAGGUUAUCGGCAUCGUCGGGACAAGCUCUGCAGUCCGCACCACCCGUCCGUCGUCCGUCGGAUUUGAGGCUUUGUCCUUGCAGCAGGGCUGGCGCUGGAAAGGGACUAGUUUGGCCCGGCUUGACACCCACCACCUCCCGCACAAGCCCACCGCUUCCCGAUCCCGCCAAGGGGAGCCUCUCAGCGGACUCACCUCAGCUCUCAAGGUGGUGACACCAGACUCCACUGAUUGGACCACAAGCUCCACAACCCAACCUUAUCGCUUAUCUUAUCGGAACAUUAGUGAUGCCGUUUUCCGAGAUCUUCAAGCUGAACCCCGGCACGCCGGCCAGGGUUUGGCGCUGGAGCGCGGGACGUCCCCAACCUGGGACGCCGAUUGAUGACAUCGAGCAACCGAGCACUCCGCCAGCUAGAGGUGGUGUCUACCUCCCGAGCAUAGACAAUUCUGCGACAACCGAAGAUCAUGGAGCCUCCACCGGCCUCUUCUUCCGCAAGAUCUCAACCUCACCCCAGCCCUCUUCACCAACAGCAACAACACAUUCGAAAUUAAGAAGGAGAACCUGCCACCUCGGCUUCGUCAGAUUCUCGUCCUUUAGAAUGUUUCUCAUACUGUCCCUCGUCUUCCUCGGCGGCUACGUCCACUACUUGUGGAAAGCAGAGGCUGCUCUCGGUGUCCCCUGGGUGCCCGACCCGGAAGCUCAGCUGUUCCAGCAGCGGCCCCUCCUACCUCCAGCACAGGAGACCAGCAUCGACACGUACUCGCUGCCGCUGCACACAAAGGGCCGGGACAUUGUCGACGAGGAGGGACGUCGCUUCAAGCUCCUGUCCGUCAAUUGGUACGGUGCCAGCGACGAGCUCAACAUCCCCGGCGGACUCGACGUCCAGCAUCGCGAUGUCAUUGCGCAGACCAUUCGCGGCCUGGGCUUCAACAGCGUCCGCCUGCCCUACAGCGACGAGAUGGUCAUCACCGACCCCCCGAUCCCGGCCGAGCUGGUCGCUGCCAACCCGGACCUGAUUGGUCUCAAGGCACUCGACAUAUUCGAGGCCUGCGUGACGGCGCUGACGGACGCGGGCAUCGCCGUCAUCGUCAACAACCACAUCACGCACUCGACCUGGUGCUGCGGUGCCGACCCCUGCGACGCCCACUGGGCCAACGACCACCUCGGCCCGCUGUGCCGCAUCAAGCAGACCGAGGAGGACUGGAUCCAGCACUGGGAGAAGAUCAUGCUCCGCCUCGUCGACAACCCGGGCGUCAUCGGCGUCGACCUGCGGAACGAGGUGCGCGGCGUGUGGGGCACAAUGACCUGGGACAAGUGGGCCACGGCGGCCGAGAAGGCCGGCAACAGGCUGCUGGAGAUGAACAAGGACUGGCUCGUCAUCGUCGGCGGCACCGAGUCCGGCAACGACCUCACCGGCGUCGCGAAGCGGCCCGUCGUGCUCGACGUGCCCGACCGCGUCGUCUACUCGGCCCACGUGUACGCCUGGUCCGGCUGGGGCAGCCUCGAGGGCCGAUACUCGAAGCGGGCGUACGCCUCCUUUGUGAAGGCCAUGCGGCACAACUGGGCUUACCUCGUCGAGGGUGACGUCGCGCCCGUGUGGGUGGGCGAGUUUGGCGCACCGCACCAGCCCAGCAUCGGCGACGCGAAUUACUGGAACAACCUGCUGCGCUACCUCAAGGUCAUUGACGCCGAUUUCGGGUACUGGGCCGUCAACCCGCGCAAGCCAAAGGAUAACGUCAAGGAGACGUAUGCGCUCGUCGAGGACGACUGGGUCACGCCCGUGCUGGACUACCGGAUGAAGGACAUGGUUGAGAUUAUGAGGGCGUAGUGCGCUCCGCAGUUUUGGCUGGAUGGUGAACAGGUGUGCCUGCUAGAGUCGCGCAUUGAGGAGCUCUUGGCGACGAUGUGUAUUUGAUGACACGAGUGACGGAAAAUGUUUCCCCCCCUUUUUUUACCACUCCCCCCUAAUGGCGUUUUAUGGAAUGGUUCUUACUAUAGGCACUUUGGUUUUUUUUACUCUGGGAGUGCCAGCUUCGGAUACCCGGCUUUGGUCAGGCACGAGCUAGACGGUCACUGACGAUCAUGUCAUAAAAACUGGCGAAGAAGCCAAACGUUGGGAUUAGGAUGACAAUUUUGAUGUAAGCAAUUGGAUUCAUGAAUGGCCAUGCAGUCAAUGAAUGAGGAGUUCCUUGGAUG
Messenger RNA from Colletotrichum scovillei, 3060 nucleotides. Its product is annotated as cellulase. The transcript has a single exon. The record is from RefSeq and is a predicted model, not a curated record. Bases 1151 to 2692 code for a protein of 513 amino acids. Gene Ontology annotation, molecular function: hydrolase activity, hydrolyzing O-glycosyl compounds. Lineage: Eukaryota; Fungi; Ascomycota; Sordariomycetes; Glomerellales; Glomerellaceae.